Molecule: messenger RNA, 780 nt
Organism: Ectocarpus siliculosus
Lineage: Eukaryota; Phaeophyceae; Ectocarpales; Ectocarpaceae
Source: the annotation of a GenBank genome assembly
AUGUCCCUGCAGAGGCUUUCUUACGAGACUAUAAGAGACACAAGUGGCCCAUACGAUGGUGCUGCUACUCCUGCCGAUGGAUCUCCUUGUUUAAUUAGAGCGAAGCCGAGAACGGCGGUGGCGGUAACGUUGGCAACGGCUGCAGUAGCAACCCUUAGCGGCCUUGCACUCGUUCAGGUGUUCGGCGCAGGCUCCGACGUUGCUGCUGCUGCCGCUGGAAGCGCGUCAACUGGGUGGCAGGAACGGCAGCCACUGGCGGGCCCAACCCUGACGGCCUUCUCGGAGAACCUCAAGUCUCCGGAGAACCGGUUCUCCAAGGACGGCGAGCUCCGAACCACCCUGCGCAUCGCGCCCACCGUCGCGAAGGCAGGCCCGCUGGCGCCGCCCCUCAACGUCCGGGCCUACGAGGGGUCGGUACCGGGGCCCACGCUCAGGGUCAAGCCCGGCGACAGGCUGGUGGGCAAGGUGGAGGCCUGGCCGAACGUGACGAAUUUGCACGUGCACGGGCUGCACGUGUCGCCGUCCGGGGUCAGCGACAACAUCUACCGACGAGCGAAUCCCGGUGAUAGCUUGGAGUACGUGUACGAUCUCCCUCCCGACCACUAUCCGGGCACCUUCUACUACCAUCCGCACUUCGAGGGAUCUAGCUCCAUGCAGACGCUGGGUGGCAUGUCAGGAGCUUUAGUCGUUGAGGAUCCCGAAGGGACCCUUCCUCCUGACAUCGAAGCCAUGCGGGAGGUCGUGAUGGUUUUGCAGGAGACCAACAUUGAGUCAGGUUAA